CUUUUAGUUGGCGAUGAAGUGGUCGAUGCCACACGGAGCGAAGUGCUGCAGCGCAGUCGAUAUCGGAAAGGAAGUAAUUGUCAAUCAGCUAGAGCUGGAAAAAAGACAGAAGCUGCUGUUUCGCCUUGAAUCACGGCUAUAUAAGUCACGGUGACUCUUCACUGAAGCAAACUGUUUGCCUGAAGUUUUGUGCGUACAGUUUAAGGAGCCAAGAACAAGUAAGAUGGGAGGUCCGUGUGUUGCCACAGUCUGUUUCAUUCUGUUUUCGUUCCUCGGUCAUUUGAGAGCUUCAGUGAUUCCAAAGGAGGAAAUAGCGGAGAAUAGAAAUUUGGAGCAGUAUUACCUUCGCAUAACCGAGAGUGGAACAACCUUUGCAGAGAAAAUCGAAAUAGACGAGGAGAAAGACUUGGAAUAUUUUCAUGUUCCAGCUCACAACGGAGUGAGAGAGGCCUCUGACUAUUUGUACGAUUUUACAAAUGACAUAUCUGUGCGUCGGGUGAAAAAUAAAGCCAUUUGCUAUCUGGGACCACUUCCGGACGACUUGCCAAAGCCAGCCCACCUCAAGGCUGAGUUGCAAGGGCUUUCCCAAGUUCCCCCCUAUGAGAACAAAGUCAUUGUUCAGAACUAUUGGGUCGUAUCAGAGCAGGUCGACAAAAUCUUUCUCCGACGACAAGUGCAAGAAUUCUGUGGCCAAUUCCCAAUCUAUCGCUUGCAAGAAGUUGACUUUAAUUCUACUCGCGAGGCAGAGAUCGACGGAGGACACACCCGUUUAGCCAGAGAUCUUCAACGCGCCAAUUUGACUGGACUGGGUUUCUGCAAGGAAGGAUUGCCAUCCGAGAUGGACUGCAGCCCGGAAGAAUAUACCUUUACGAUCGAGAUCCGUGACUCGGCCUGCACUUGGUGGCUGGUCUGUCAGUUUGACAAGGGAGCACGCGCCGUCAUGUGUGAAAAGUGGGCACACAAGAUGAGCAGUAUGGUUUGUUACAGUGUUAGCUGUCCUCCUAAAUCAGUGGAUCAAGCCUGAUGACGUAUCAUGGAUGAGGAAAAUAAAAUACGCUGUUACUAGCCCAAGGACUAACCAUAAGUUAAGAUACAUUUGUUAAUUUGAUUGCACUGAUAAAUACACUUUUAGAUAUUCCUUGUCAAUCGAUUUAUAAUGAAACAAAAUAAACUUGAAGACGUAAAUUUAUAACUUGUGUUUGAUUAAAGUCUAUGGUUCUGUCUCCACCCUAUUUGACCUUUGAGAGUUUUUCCUUCUGCUUUAAACUAAAGACGCGGAAUUCAUACAACCUUUUCCAGACGAACUAA
Orbicella faveolata is the source of this 1308-nucleotide messenger RNA. RefSeq lists its product as uncharacterized. NCBI's taxonomy places the organism in Eukaryota, Metazoa, Cnidaria, Anthozoa, Scleractinia, Merulinidae. The record is from RefSeq and is a predicted model, not a curated record.